GAGAGAGAGAGAGGGGGGGAGGAGGAAGAUGAAGUAUGUGUUGGUGACGGGGGGAGUGGUGAGUGGAUUGGGGAAGGGAGUCACGGCGAGUAGUAUAGGCGUUGUUCUCAAAGCAUGCGGGCUGCGGGUUACUUCGAUAAAGAUUGAUCCAUAUCUUAAUACCGAUGCUGGAACGAUGUCUCCCUUUGAGCAUGGGGAGGUGUUUGUUUUGGACGACGGUGGAGAGGUCGACUUGGAUCUUGGAAAUUAUGAACGGUUUCUAGAUAUCAAACUUACUCGAGAUAACAAUAUCACCACUGGAAAGAUCUACCAGUCUGUAAUCCAUAAGGAGAGGAAGGGAGACUAUUUGGGGAAAACAGUCCAGGUUGUGCCACACAUUACAGAUGCUAUACAAGAGUGGAUUGAGCGUGUAGCACAUAUUCCUGUAGAUGGCAAAGAAGGACCACCUGAUGUUUGUGUUAUAGAACUGGGUGGAACUAUAGGAGCCACGUUCUUUUCGCGGCAUAACGACAGUGGCAUGUUUGAUGCAGGGGAUAUUGAGUCGAUGCCAUUUAUCGAAGCUCUUGGUCAGUUCUCAUAUCGUGUAGGUCCUGGUAACUUCUGUCUUGUUCAUGUCAGUCUUGUUCCAGUUUUAAAUGUAGUUGGUGAACAGAAAACUAAGCCAACCCAACACAGUGUUAGGGGACUAAGAGGACUAGGGCUAACACCAAAUAUCCUAGCAUGCCGCAGUUCUAAGGCGCUGGAUGAAAGUGUAAAAGAAAAACUCUCACAAUUUUGCCAUGUUCCGGCAUCAAAUAUUGUCACUCUUUAUGAUGUUACAAACAUCUGGCGUAUUCCCUUACUAUUAAGGGACCAAAAGGCACAUGAAGCUAUUCUGAAAGUACUGAACCUUCGAAGCGAUCCAAGAGUGAGUUGUAAACCAAUGCUGGAUGAAUGGACUGACCGAGCAACAACUUGUGAUGAACUGCAGGAUCCUGUCAGGAUUGCAAUGGUUGGAAAGUAUACUGGUCUUUCUGAUUCUUAUCUCUCUGUAUUGAAGGCGCUUUUGCAUGCAUCUGUCGUUUGCCGUAGGAAACUUGUGGUGGAUUGGGUUCCUUCUUCUGAUCUUGAAGAUGCCACUGCUGAAGAGGCUCCUGAUGCAUAUAAAACUGCCUGGGAUCUACUAAAGGGUGCAGAUGGCAUACUCGUUCCAGGUGGUUUUGGUGACAGAGGGGUUCAAGGCAAAAUGCUGGCUGCUAAAUAUGCCCGUGAAAAUAAAGUUCCUUAUUUUGGUAUUUGUCUGGGCAUGCAAAUUGCUGUCAUUGAGUUUGCUCGCUCUGUUAUGAACUUGCGAGAUGCAAACAGUACGGAAUUUGAUCCUGAUACAAAUACGCCAUGUGUCAUUUUUAUGCCAGAGGGUUCAAAAACUCAUAUGGGUGGCACCAUGAGACUUGGAUCAAGGAGGACAUUUUUUCAGGCUAUUGACUGCAAAUCAGCUAAGCUGUAUGGCAAUGUUAGCUAUGUAGACGAACGACAUCGGCAUAGAUAUGAGGUGAAUCCUGAUAUGGUACCUGAAUUUGAAAGAGCAGGUCUCCUAUUUGUUGGUAAAGAUCAAAGUGGGAAGAGAAUGGAGAUUAUUGAACUCCCAAGCCACCCAUUCUUCGUUGGCGUCCAAUUUCAUCCGGAGUUCAAGUCAAGACCUGGAAAGCCUUCGGCACUUUUCUUAGGAUUGAUCGCUGCCUCAUCGAGACAAUUGGGUUCUCUCCUGCAAAACCUGAACCAUAAUAGCAUUCCAAGUGCCAAACGUCUUUUAGGCAAUGGUUUGACCCCAAAAAUAUACUCAAAUGGGCAUUCGAAGAAGCUGACUAAAACCCUUGUUAACGGAAAUGGAAACUGCUAUGCCAAUGGCAAUGGUGUGCACUAUUAAAAGGAAAUCCGACAAUCUACCUGAGUUUGUGCUUUUACUUUUUGUGUCAGUUUGGUUCUCCAGGAUCAGACUCCUCUUUCCUGCGAAAUAUGAGAGAGAGAGAAGUUGCUAGAGCUUUGGAGUGUUUGCUACAUUGCUGCUUGUUCCAGGUUUUAUCGAGGAACGGCGUUUUAUCUCUUGAAAGUGAGGUUGGGGUUUUAGCGUGCGCUUCUUCUAUGUUUUGGUUGCUUUUUAGGCUGAAAGAAUUUUCGCUUUCUUGGACUGGACUUUCCCUGUCUCUCUCCUGUAUAUUGAGAAAUAACUUAUUUUGUUAACUAAAUAUAUGAUGCAUGUUACAGCUUCAUAACUCCUCAGAGUGAUUAUGAUAUUGAGUUUUUAUUAA
Molecule: messenger RNA, 2288 nt
Organism: Ananas comosus (pineapple)
Lineage: Eukaryota; Viridiplantae; Streptophyta; Magnoliopsida; Poales; Bromeliaceae
Product: CTP synthase-like
Exons: 21
Coding region: 29-1906 (625 amino acids)
Biological process (GO): CTP biosynthetic process; pyrimidine nucleobase biosynthetic process
Molecular function (GO): identical protein binding; CTP synthase activity
Source: RefSeq, a predicted model, not a curated record